Megalops cyprinoides (Indo-Pacific tarpon) is the source of this 1031-nucleotide messenger RNA. It is a transcript of the gene c1qtnf2, whose product is annotated as C1q and TNF related 2. The transcript is spliced from 3 exons. The record is from RefSeq and is a predicted model, not a curated record. Bases 108 to 1031 code for a protein of 307 amino acids. Lineage: Eukaryota; Metazoa; Chordata; Actinopteri; Elopiformes; Megalopidae. Gene Ontology annotation, molecular function: protein binding.
UGUUUGAGCUGAUGAGUUCAACAACUGAAUAACAUAUAGGCUGUAAGGAACAGCGUUCGGUGGGAAACAGACUCGGUUCGAAUAAAGUUCUCCGCUUUACAGAUCAGAUGACGUUAUCUCCUCUGAACGGUAAAAUCUGCGCCGGCGCCAUGCUCCUUCUCGCCCUGUUGGCUUGCUCUCUGCCCCUCGCCACCCCUCAGCCAGCCAAUAAGAAGGGCCGCAAUUACACCAUCCACUCCUCCCAGCUAGUGUGCAGCAUGCCGGGCCCCCCGGGGCCCCCGGGCAUUCCUGGAGCCCCAGGAACCUCUGGCGCCAUCGGCAGGAUGGGGUUCCCUGGGAAAGACGGCAAGGAUGGGAAGGAUGGAGAGAAGGGGGAGAAGGGAGACGAGGGGGCACAGGGCCGGCCUGGCAACCCUGGCAAGCCUGGACCAAAGGGCCGUCAGGGAGUGGUGGGCAAAGCAGGGUCCAGGGGCCUGAAGGGGGUACGGGGGGCCCCAGGCUCGGCGGGGGUGGCCGGGGUGAAAGGGGAAGCAGGGGACAUGGGGGAGGUAGGGCUGCCGGGCUGCUGCAACUGCGGAAAGAACUCGGCCCGAUCGGCCUUCUCUGUGGCGGUGACCCAGAGUUACCCCAGGGAGCGGCUGCCCAUCCGCUUCAACCGCAUCUUGAUGAACGAGGGCGGCCACUACAACGCCAGUGACGGCAAGUUCGUGUGCGCCAUCCCUGGCGUCUACUACUUCACCUACGACAUCACGCUGGCCAACAAGCACCUGGCCAUCGGGCUGGUGCACAACGGCCAGUACAAGAUCAAGACCUUUGACGCCAACACUGGGAACCACGACGUGGCCUCCGGCUCCACCGUGCUGCGUCUCCAGCAGGGUGACCAGGUCUGGCUGCAGAUCUUCUACUCGGAGCAGAACGGGCUCUUCUUCGACCCGUACUGGACGGACAGCCUGUUCACGGGCUUCCUCAUUUAUGCCGACCAGGACUUUCUCAACGAGUUGGAUCAGAAGGCCAAUGCUGGAUCCGUCUGA